Trichechus manatus latirostris (Florida manatee) is the source of this 3126-nucleotide messenger RNA. It is a transcript of the gene NLE1, whose product is annotated as notchless homolog 1. The record is from RefSeq and is a predicted model, not a curated record. Lineage: Eukaryota; Metazoa; Chordata; Mammalia; Sirenia; Trichechidae. The coding region runs from base 1107 to 2540 and encodes 477 amino acids. Gene Ontology annotation, cellular component: nucleolus. Gene Ontology annotation, biological process: ribosomal large subunit assembly; Notch signaling pathway. Gene Ontology annotation, molecular function: protein binding. The transcript is spliced from 11 exons.
GUGGACAUCACCCCAGACAAACUGCAACUCGUGUGCAACGCUCUGCUGGCCCAGGUGAGCGGCGGGCAGGCACGACUCCGCAUCUCGUUCCCCUGCGUGGGGCGGGCGGCGCUGUCUGGGCCGCCCCCAGACAGGAAAUCUAGAGACCGAAGGUCUGGCGUUGAAGGCCUACUGCUCCUACUCGCUAACAGUGGUUGAUGCACUCCGUUGAGUCCGCGGCGGUGCUGCCCACCGCUGGGGAGGGUCGGAAGAUGUAAUCUGUGAAAGCGCUUUACACGCCAACCAUGUAGCAUCCACCUGCGGAGAGCGACCGUAUUUUAAGCGCGUUGAAUGCAUUAUCUCAUUGAUUUCUAGCCGCAGCCCCUGGGACACGUUAAUAUUCCCAUUUUACUGUGUGGCCCGGAGGGAUUAAAUUAUUUGCACGAUACUACACAGUAGGUAAAGUCCCUGGGUGGUGUAAAUGUUUUGUGCUUGAGUACUAACCUAAAGGUUGGUGGUUAGAACCCACCCACCGGCACCGUAAAGAUUACUGCUAAGAAAACCCUAGGGAGUAGUUCUGUUGUGUAUCGCCAUGAGUCAAAUUGACUUGAUGGCAACGGGGCACACACAGUAGGUGGUGGAUGUGGAAUUAGAACCCAGAUCUCUCAGCCUCAAAACCCAUACUCUUAACCUCUAAGCCAGUGUUUCUCGAAGUGCUGCCCUCAGAUCACGUGAGGGGUGGGGAGUGCUUGUUAAAAAUGUAGUUCGUGGACCCCAACCCAGACUUACUGAACCAGAUUCUGGGGGUGAAACAGGGAGUCUGCGUUUUUAACAAGAUUUAUGGAUGCUUCGUUACACGUUAUAUAACAUAGGGUGGUGCUUUGAGAAACACAGCAUAGUUUUAUAUGCUAACCCUAAUCCCCGACAUUAGUUUUCUUUUUUGAAGAGCACUGAACAACGUGAAUCCCUUAGUCAUGAUAAACAGGACAUUGGGCUAGUUAGUGUUACUUAGUUGCUCCGAGCCUCAGGUUUUUUCAUCUGUCAAGUGGGGAUAUUAAUGUUUACCUCCCAGGGUGGUAUGUAAAUGUAUUACAGUCCCUCUUCAAGGAUUAAAAGGGUCUUGCUCAAUGGGGAGUGAUGGGGGUACCCAUGAAGGGUGGCUGAAGAGAAGGAAGUUUCACCUUCCCACAGCUCAGCAGGCAGCCUCCCAGGUGGAAGGCUGCCCCUGCACAUCCCUUGAUGAGGGAAUUGCACUUGCCCUCCAGGAGGAUCCCCUACCACUGGCUUUCUAUGUCCACGAUGCUGAGAUUGUCUCCUCGCUGGGGAAGACUCUGGAGUCGCAGGCGGUGGAGACGGAGAAGGUCGUCGACAUCAUCUAUCAGCCUCAGGCUGUUUUCAGGGUCCGAGCAGUGACCCGCUGUACCAGCUCCUUGGAGGGUCACAGCGAGGCGGUCAUUUCCGUGGCUUUCAGCCCCACGGGGAAGUACCUGGCCAGUGGCUCUGGGGACACCACUGUGCGCUUCUGGGAUCUCAGCACUGAGACACCACAUUUCACAUGCAAGGGACACAGACACUGGGUCCUUAGCAUAUCCUGGUCCCCAGAUGGCAAGAAGCUGGCUUCCGGCUGCAAAAAUGGCCAGAUUCUCCUGUGGGACCCAAGCACGGGGAAGCAAGAGGGCAGGACCCUCACGGGCCACAGCAAGUGGAUCACAGGCCUGAGCUGGGAGCCCCUCCAUGCGAACCCCGAGUGCCGCUACGUGGCCAGCAGCUCCAAGGACGGCAGCGUGCGGGUGUGGGACACGACCAUGGGCCGCUGCGAGCGCAUCCUCACUGGGCACACCCAGUCGGUCACCUGCCUCCGAUGGGGAGGGGACGGGCUUCUCUACUCGGCGUCCCAGGACCGCACCAUCAAAGUCUGGAGAGCUCACGAUGGGGUGCUGUGCCGGACUCUGCAAGGCCAUGGCCACUGGGUCAACACCAUGGCACUCAGCACUGACUAUGCUCUGCGCACAGGGGCCUUUGAGCCAGCCGAGGUCUCAGUUAAUGCCCAAGACCUCCGAGGUUCCUUGCAGGAGUUGAAGGAGAGGGCCCUGAGUCGGUACAGCCUUGUGCGGGGCCAGGGCCCAGAGAGGCUGGUGUCUGGUUCAGACGACUUCACCCUAUUCCUGUGGUCCCCAGCAGAGGACAAGAAGCCCCUCGCGCGGAUGACGGGACACCAGGCCCUCAUCAACCAGGUGCUCUUCUCCCCUGACUCCCGCCUCAUCGCCAGCGCCUCCUUCGACAAGUCCAUCAAGCUGUGGGAUGGCAGGACCGGCAAGUACCUGGCUUCCCUACGGGGACAUGUGGCAGCUGUGUACCAGAUUGCAUGGUCAGCCGACAGCCGGCUCCUGGUCAGCGGCAGCAGUGACAGCACACUGAAGGUGUGGGACAUAAAGGCCCAGAAGCUGGCCAUAGACCUGCCUGGCCAUGCUGACGAGGUAUAUGCUGUCGACUGGAGUCCAGAUGGCCAGAGAGUAGCAAGUGGUGGGAAGGACAAGUGCCUCCGGAUAUGGAGGCGAUGAAAUCCCACAGUUCUCUCUGACCCCCACCUGGACUCAGCCUCUGCCAGCUGCCUGCCCUGACAGAUCAAAGGCAGGGGUGGCAGUUCACAUACCCUCGUCCCCAGAGGGGACCCUAAAAACAAGUGUGUCCUACUGUCCUUGGACAGACCCCAGUGGGAUCUCCGGCAGCUCCCCUGCCUGGACCACCCAGAGCUGCAAAUUGAAGUCCAUGGGGUGUCAUUGCUGAGCUCAGCUCUUGACCAUCACUGUUUACUUUCCUGGAGCUGAAGGAAGGCCGACAGCAGGGCUGGACCUCUGCUGCUCCCUGCCUCCUUUUCCAAACUCUCUUGAGGAUUGAAUCUCACAUUCUUUGGCUAAAUAAAUAACUUAUAUUUUGUGUGUUGAGGUUAUAACUCUGUCCUAGAAUCCUAGGGCUCAGCCAAGGACUGUGCUGAAUCAGUUUGUCUAGCCUCCACCUCUGCACUAGACUGCACCAGAACCACACUGACAAGGAAGUGGCUUCCCUACUCCCCCUGUGCCUGUAAGGGAGAGGCCACCCAAUCCACCAGUUGAGGCAGGGGUGAGCUGGCUGAAGCCUGUAUAGUGA